Mollisia scopiformis is the source of this 1045-nucleotide messenger RNA. RefSeq names its product gluconate 5-dehydrogenase. The coding region runs from base 171 to 977 and encodes 268 amino acids. NCBI's taxonomy places the organism in Eukaryota, Fungi, Ascomycota, Leotiomycetes, Helotiales, Mollisiaceae. The record is from RefSeq and is a predicted model, not a curated record. Gene Ontology annotation, molecular function: oxidoreductase activity, acting on the CH-OH group of donors, NAD or NADP as acceptor. The transcript has 4 exons.
UAUCUUCAGUCGUACAUUCUAUUUCUUGUGAUACAAGAAUAAGCAUUUCUUUAAAACGUCUACAAAUCUCCUCACUUCAUCUCGUUUCUUUAGCCAGUUCUCAUUCAUCCAACCAUUGGAUUCAGUCCCACUCCUACUUGCACACUCGCGCUUUCCCUGCAGCCAUCAUAAUGACACAACGACUCCUCAACAAAAUCGCCAUAAUAACAGGCUCGUCCUCCGGCCUAGGACGUGCAAUCUCACUUCACUACGCCCGUGAAGGCGCAACAGUGGUCUGCUCUGAUCUCUCUCCGUCAGCACGAUCUCUCGUUCCUUCGGAAUCAGAAGUUGAUACGCAUCAAUUGAUUGAAAAGCUGGGCGGGAAAUCGAUUUUCGUCAAGACGGAUGUUAGUAAAGCACGGGAUAUGGAGAAUCUGGUUGAAAGUGCUGUGAAGGAGUUUGGGGGUUUGGAUAUAAUGGUAAACAAUGCAGGCAUCUCGUUAGAAGCCAAGAUCCCGGGUCCGGUUCACACAGCUACCGAAGAAAAAUGGGAUGCUGUUAUGGCUGUGAACACAAAGUCGGUCUUUCUGGGAAGUAAGUAUGCGACGAAACAGAUGAUUGGACAAGAUUUGAAAGAUGGAGAGAGGGGUGUCAUUGUGAAUAUUUCGAGUAUUAUGGGUAUUAUUGCUGGGACCAAUCAACCCUGUUAUUCGGCAAGCAAAGGGGCAGUGAGUAACCUCACUCGUCAAGUUGCGUUGGAUUACGCAAAGUACAAGAUUCGAGUCAACGCAAUUUGUCCCGGAUACACACAGACAGCAAUGUUCGCCGAAACAACGACGUAUAAAAGCACAGUGGAUGAGUUGAUGGCGCUGCAUCCAUUGAAUGGACUUGGUGUUCCAGAUGACAUUGCAAAAAUGGCGGUCGUGCUUGCGAGCGCGGAUGCAGGGUGGGUCACUGGUGCUUGUAUUCCUGUUGAUGGCGGAUAUACUGCUCAGUAAGGGAGGGUUUUGAAGGGGUGGCAGAGAUCACGUGAAUGAGAGUGUGUUGAUGUAUCAUGAGUCCCGAG